AUGUCUUCAAACAAGAAAUCAUCAUCCUCGUCGUCCCGCAAAUCCAGGUCAACGCCCGACUCCCCGUACGUGUCUUCAUACGGGACCACAUACAGUUCAAUGUCACCUUUCUGGGCAAUCGGCACCCUCUUCGGCGCUUCGAGCGUCGCGCUCGGUGCCUUUGGUGCACACGGACUCAAGCAACGCAUCUCUGACCCCGCGCGCAUCACGAAUUGGGGCACCGCGGCUCAGUACCAACUCAUCCACUCGGCCGUCCUCACUUUUACUUCGGUCGUCGCACCGCAAAACAAGCUCGCAAUGGGCCUCUUCACCGCUGGAAUGACCAUGUUCUCGGGAAUGGCCCCUCCCACCAUCACUGACUCGUAA
Pyrenophora tritici-repentis Pt-1C-BFP is the source of this 366-nucleotide messenger RNA. RefSeq lists its product as uncharacterized. The record is from RefSeq and is a predicted model, not a curated record. Lineage: Eukaryota; Fungi; Ascomycota; Dothideomycetes; Pleosporales; Pleosporaceae. Gene Ontology annotation, cellular component: membrane.